This is a messenger RNA of Acanthochromis polyacanthus (spiny chromis), 1517 nucleotides long. RefSeq names its product interleukin enhancer binding factor 2 (gene ilf2). The coding region runs from base 145 to 1308 and encodes 387 amino acids. Lineage: Eukaryota; Metazoa; Chordata; Actinopteri; Pomacentridae. The record is from RefSeq and is a predicted model, not a curated record. The transcript is spliced from 15 exons.
ACCGCCAAUAACCCUCAAAGAGGAAAAACAAGACGAAGACAAAGACGAAUAGUCAGCAACACUGAUAAGAAACCGGACUACAAAGGCACGAUUACAGCUUCUCCUGUUUUUGUUUUACAUCAAGUCAUCAAAACGUCGUACGCAAUGAGAGGGGACCGCGGCAGGGGCCGAGGAGGCCGCUUCGGGUCCCGGGGAGGACUGGUCCAGGGGUAUCGCCCAUUUGUCCCACACAUCCCUUUUGAUUUUUAUGUGUGUGAGAUGGCCUUCCCUAGAGUGAAGCCUGCACCUGAUGAGACAGCUUUCAGUGAGUGUCUUCUGAAGAGAAACCAGGACUUGAGCCCCACAUCUGCAGAGCAGUCCUCCAUCUUGUCCCUGGUCACAAAGAUCAAUAAUGUCAUUGACAACCUGAUUGUUGCGCCUGGGAACUUUGAAGUGCAAAUUGAAGAAGUGCGACAGGUGGGAUCAUACAAGAAGGGCACCAUGACAACGGGACACAAUGUUGCUGACCUGGUUGUAAUCCUCAAGAUCCUCCCUACAUUGGAGGCAGUUGCUGCUCUUGGCAACAAAGUGGUGGAGACUCUUCGCACACAGGACCCUACUGAAGUGCUCUCCAUGCUGACCAAUGAGACUGGCUUUGAGAUCAGUUCAGCUGAUGCUACUGUCAAGAUUCUCAUCACCACUGUCCCUCCUAACCUGCGCAAGCUGGACCCAGAGCUGCACUUGGACAUCAAGGUGCUGCAGAGUGCUCUUGCUGCAAUACGUCACGCCCGCUGGUUUGAGGAGAACGCCUCCCAGUCAACGGUCAAAGUACUGAUCCGCCUGCUGAAAGACCUGAGGCUGCGCUUUCCUGGUUUUGAGCCCCUCACUCCCUGGAUCCUGGACCUGCUGGGGCACUCUGCAGUGAUGAACAACCCAUCCAGACAGCCCCUGUCCCUCAACAUGGCCUAUAGGCGCUGCCUGCAAAUGUUGGCUGCUGGGCUCUUUCUGCCUGGCUCUGUGGGCAUCACUGACCCCUGUGAAAGUGGAAACUUCCGAGUGCACACAGUCAUGACUCUUGAACAGCAGGACAUGGUAUGUUUCACAGCCCAGACACUGGUAAGGGUCCUCUCUCAUGGAGGCUACAGAAAGAUCCUUGGCUUGGAGGGAGAUGCCAGCUACUUGGCAACAGAGAUGUCUACCUGGGAUGGUGUGAUUGUCACUCCGUCAGAGAAGGCCUAUGAGAAACCUCCAGAGAGGAAAGAGGAGGAAGAUGAAGCUCUGGACGAGGGAGGAGAUGGAGAAGAUGAGAGCAUGGAGACCCAGGAAUAAUGAAGAGUGACUGACCAUAAGCUUAUUGAAGUCCUUGCAGCUCCACCAUGGUGUGUACUCUGAUUAAUCACCAGCAGGUUUACUGGAGGGCCAGAAAGAACUAGCCUCAUCCCUUGUCGUUUUUUUUGUUGUUUUUAAUUGUGGUGUUUUUAGGGCCUCUUGGUUUUCUUUGUACUUUGUAACAGUGAUAUAAAGCUGUUUUGAAUUCA